ACUCACAGACACCAUUUUACCAUUUUACGGGCUAGUGUAAGUGUGUCGAUGAUCGGCUUCUGACCGACACACUCGCAAUAAUUCGAGGUUCGAUAAUUUCAGAUCCUAACCAACAACCGAGUGAUUAUAAAAUUUUUUACAUUACUUAUUACAAUUUAAUUGUAAGAGGUUUGAGUUGACUCAAACAUGGCAUCGUUGACGGGCGUCAGAAUUCUCACUCACAAUAUCAGCUCGGGUGUUAAAAAAUUUUCAUUCCUCAACGGAAGGAGAUUCGGAGCUGUUGCCAAUUUAGCACGAACACAGAGGUUCCAUUUACAAGCAAAUGGUUGUAAGUUUGUUGCACCAGUCUGUUCUCAGGGGCCACGAGUCGAGCAGGCACGAUGGUACAGCGGUAGACCACCCUUGACACUCAAUGUCAUUCGUGAAAGAGUACUCUUGGUCCUCAAACUUUAUGACAAAGUUGACCCAUCCAAGCUGACUCUGGACUCGCAUUUUAUGAACGACCUGGGCCUUGACUCCCUGGACCACGUGGAGGUGAUUAUGGCCAUUGAGGAUGAGUUUGGCUUCGAGAUCCCGGACAUGGAUGCCGAGAAACUGAUGAAGCCCGGUGAUAUUGUACGCUACGUCGCAGACAGAGAAGACAUCUACGAAUAGAUGAGCUACUGCGUCUCCAUCGACUAACUAUAUAAUUUUUAAUUAUUUAAAAUUACUUAGUACGUAUAUCAUCAUUGUUUUCAUUAUUUUUUCUGUAAAUAGUUGAAAAACGUUUCGCUGUAUGAAUAUUAAUAAAUAUCGAUACUACGAAACGAUCAGAAUACUAA
Cotesia glomerata is the source of this 821-nucleotide messenger RNA. It is a transcript of the gene ND-ACP, whose product is annotated as acyl carrier protein, mitochondrial. The transcript is spliced from 3 exons. Gene Ontology annotation, biological process: fatty acid biosynthetic process. Bases 187 to 654 code for a protein of 155 amino acids. Lineage: Eukaryota; Metazoa; Arthropoda; Insecta; Hymenoptera; Braconidae. Gene Ontology annotation, cellular component: mitochondrion. The record is from RefSeq and is a predicted model, not a curated record. Gene Ontology annotation, molecular function: acyl carrier activity; acyl binding.